AUGGAGUCUACAUUGUUGCAUCAUUCAGCGACGGCGUUGGUCAACCGACUGACCGAGCACAUCGAAGACUCACACGGAUUGGGCUUUAUGAGCCCCGCUAUUUAUGAUACCGCAUGGGUGUCAAUGAUACAGAAGUCCGUUGGUGAAGAAAAGACGUGGUUGUUCCCCGAGUGCUUUGUGUAUAUCUUGAACGCCCAACUCGAGAAUGGGAGUUGGGUCACGUACGCCUCACAGAUUGACGGAAUUCUUAACACCGCAGCGUCAUUGUUAUCACUAAAGCGACAUUCCAAUGCACCUCUACAGAGCAACACAGUCUCCGAGGACAGUCUCGAAGAGCGCAUCAACGGGGGCACCCGAUCAUUGCAAGCACUUCUCCAAGCAUGGGAUGUUGAUGCCACGCUACAUGUUGGGUUUGAAAUUCUCGUUCCCGCGUUGCUUGGCUACCUGGAGGCAGAAGGCAUUAAGUUUUCCUUCUCUGGACGUGAUCGACUCUUUGAAAUCCGCGACCAGAAACUGGCACGGUUCAAACCUGAGUUCCUAUAUGCACCAAUUCAAACAACUGCCUUGCAUUCAUUGGAGGCAUUCAUCGGGUUGAUUGAUUUUGACCGAGUGCGUCAUAAUAAGGUCAAUGGAUCUUUCAUGGCAUCGCCAUCAUCCACUGCCGCCGUACUCAUGCAUGCCUCCGAGUGGGAUGACGAGUGUGAGGAAUACCUUCACCACGUCAUCCAAAAUGCGUCUGGAAAGGGAUCUGGAGGCGUUCCAAGUGCUUUCCCAUCCACUAUCUUCGAGCUUACCUGGACACUCUCAACUCUUCUCAAGGCCGGUUUUGACUUGGAAGAGGAGUCAAUACUGUCUGUUCAGAAAGCGCGUCUUCUGCUACAUAAUACCCUUGUCGCGAAUGAAGGCAUAAUGGGAUUCGUGCCUCAUGUCUGUGCUGAUGCAGAUGACACAGCGAAGACCAUCCUCGUGCUCAGCUUGCUCCAGCAGCAAGUAUCGCCUGAUGCAAUGCUGAAAGCAUUUGAAACGGAGCAUCACUUCAAAACGUAUCCUCAUGAGCGCGACCCAAGUUUUUCGGCUAAUUGUAACGUUUUACUGGCAUUGCUUCACACAAACAAUCCUUCCCAGUAUGCACCCCAGAUUGAGAAGGCGACCCGUUUUCUCCACUCGCACUUUCGGGAAUCUGAAUUGAAAGUCCGCGAUAAAUGGAACCUUUCUCCAAUAUACUCUUGGAUGCUCAUGACUCAGGCGAUUGUCCGUCUGCAUGAACUAUGGCACAGCUCGCAACUAUUGUCACUGAAAGAGCUACUUGAGCAAGAGCUCACCGCCCUGCUACAUGACAUGGCGGUUUCGGUCCUACACCAGCAGAAUCACACCGGUACAUGGGGCAUCAGAAGCUCCAAGGAGGAGACAGCAUAUGCGGUACUUAUUCUCACAUACGCGAUGCCAUUUCAGUUUCCCGACGUACCUUAUCUCCAAACUCAAACGGCGAUCCGGGAUGGUUGCUCAGUUCUUCGCUCAGACACUGUGGUGGGCUCUGAACGUCUCUGGGUGGAGAAAGUCACCUAUGAAUCUGAAAUGCUGUCACAGGCAUACACAUUGGCUGCACUGAAAGGCGCAGUGGAUUUGGUCCAAGAGGAAUUGUUCGAGCCCAAGAGUAUUAUUACCAACGGGGUAAAUGAUCAUCAUCCCGAGACUCAAACAAUUCAAAGCAACGGAGUAAAUGGCUCCGAGGUGUACCACACUGAAGAGAAUGGAGUCAAAGCCAACGGGAUCGAGGCAAAUGGCAUCGCGGUACAUGAUCUCGCAACAAAUGGUAUGGAAACAAACAGUUUCAAUCCAGAUUACCCAGAAACGAAUGGGAUUGAAACGCCCACGCUUGUGCCAGCAACCAAUGGCCACGAAGAAAACGGCAUUCAAGCAAACAGGUCCAAGGCCAACGAAUUUGAGAAGAAUCAGCUUGAAGUGAAUGACAUCGAAUCUAUGAGAGGUUCUGCUGACAAUAUGUCAACCCCUGCCAUAAUCCAAGACCAUCAACUAAACGGAGACGACCAUAAAGAAAAUACAGGAACGGAACCGGUUCGUACCAAAUGCGCCUCAAGCCUUGAUCGCCGACCAGAAUGGACCGACGAACAAGAACAAAUUUUGCUGGGGCCAUUUGAGUAUCUUGAAACACUACCAGGGAAGAACUUGAGAUCCGCGUUCAUCCAGGCUUUCAACAUCUGGCUCCAAGUCCCGCCCAAACAAUUGGAGAUCGUCGAAAAGGUCAUCUCUAUGCUACACACAGCAUCACUCCUCGUCGAUGAUAUUGAAGAUAAUUCCCAGCUGCGACGCGGCCAGCCCGUUGCGCAUAGCAUCUUUGGCGCCGCACAAACCUUCAAUUCCGGGAACUACGUUUACUUCCUUGCACUGCGCGAGAUCCAGAAACUGAACAGCCCACAGGCAAUUGAGAUAUAUGUCGACGCCCUGAUUCACCUUCAUCGCGGCCAGGGCAUGGAUGUCUUUUGGCGCGAUUCACUAAUCUGUCCCACGGAAGAGGAGUAUCUGGACAUGGUCAGCAACAAGACUGGGGCACUCUUUUGUCUCGCUAUUGAGUUGCUGCAGAUUGGUAGUACUGUGAAGGUGGAUCUUGUACCACUAGUCCGACUUUUUGGCAUCAUCUUCCAGAUUUGCGAUGACUACUUGAAUCUCAAGUCGUCCAGCUAUUUGCAGAAGAAGGGACUCUGUGAAGAUCUCACUGAGGGGAAAUUCUCUUUCCCUAUUAUUCACAGCAUUCGGUCUAACCCGGCGAAUCGCCAGUUGAUCAAUGUCCUGAAACAAAAGCCCCAGGAUGAAGAUCUCAAGCGGUAUGCGGUUGCAUAUAUGGAAAGUACCAAUACGUUUGAGUACACUAGAGAUUUUGUUUCUAGCCUGAAGAUUCAGGCUUUGGAGAUGAUCGAGGACCUGGAGAAACAGGGAUUAGGCGAGAACAUUGCGAUUCGAAAGAUCUUGGCUCGGAUGUCGGUUGAUGCGUGA
Messenger RNA from Penicillium pulvis, 3012 nucleotides. Its product is annotated as Phyllocladan-16-alpha-ol synthase. The transcript has 2 exons. Gene Ontology annotation, molecular function: prenyltransferase activity. NCBI's taxonomy places the organism in Eukaryota, Fungi, Ascomycota, Eurotiomycetes, Eurotiales, Aspergillaceae. Gene Ontology annotation, biological process: isoprenoid biosynthetic process. The record is from RefSeq and is a predicted model, not a curated record. Bases 1 to 3012 code for a protein of 1003 amino acids.